CUUUUUGCAGCUAGUUAUGAGCCCCUCCCCUCUUUUGUAGGUGUUGUUAUGAUCUGAGUUGAGGUAGCUAUGCAGACAUGGCCUCUUAUCACCUGGAGGCGCUGAGGAGACAGAGACUCAUCGACAGAGCACACCAAGCAGCACACACGGUGGAUCAUGAGAUACCUGCAGCUGACAUAGUACAGUAUACUAGCAAGCAAGGUUCACAGGGAAGCAGAGAAUCAAUAAGACCAAAGAGUGCAUCCAGUAUUGCUCAAACUAUGUCAGCCACCAUUGAAAUUGGAAAUGACAGUUGUACAGUAUCGAGGCACACCAGUCGUCCAGCCUCAGCCAUUAGCUCAAAGAGUGUAAGCAGUCAAGCUAAGUCCAGUAGACCUGCAUCAGCAAAGACCACCCCUACUAGCAAAACUAGGAGCCAAGGAAAUUCCAUAAGCAGUCGAAGAUCCUCCAGGCCUGCAUCAGCUUCUUCUUCCCACACCAAGACUAGCAUACUAUCACCAGAAGGUGGAGUCAGUGCUGCUACACAAGAGCCCUCAGAAGGAACAAGAUCUCUGUCCAGUUCAAGAGCUACUAAAGUUACUAUCUCAGAAUCAGGAACUGCAGGGAAGAGUCGCUCCAUCAGUGCUGCCUCUAAACAGUCGUGGAGCUCUAGGGCCGAGAUUAGAGCUGAUGAAGUGAGGAAGGAGCUACACAAGCAGGAGCUAUUUCUGAGGGACAGUAAUCUCGUUAUGGGUGACAUACAAGUGGAAGAAGAGUUGCAACUAACCAAGAAAGAAUUACAGCUAGUUUGAUAUAAGCAUGCUUGCAUAAUGUAUUAGUGUAUUACAAAUUUGGAUGUACAUUCCUGUGUGGUUUAUUUUCUUGAGACAAAAAUAUAUAAUAAAGAAAAUGUA
Halichondria panicea is the source of this 893-nucleotide messenger RNA. RefSeq lists its product as uncharacterized. NCBI's taxonomy places the organism in Eukaryota, Metazoa, Porifera, Demospongiae, Suberitida, Halichondriidae. Bases 78 to 791 code for a protein of 237 amino acids. The record is from RefSeq and is a predicted model, not a curated record. The transcript has 3 exons.